AUGCCAACAGAUUCCGAUUUAGUACCAGCGUUGCAAUUAAAAUUUUGGCCGGAUAGUGUUCAGCCAUUUUUUGAACGAAUAAAACAAAAUCGUCCACAUUUACACGAUUUAAUAUUGAGUAAAACGUCAAUGCAUGUUGUUCCCAAAUGGUCAGCCAAAACAUGUAUUGAUGAACAAGAUUUAGAAUUUCGCUAUUCGUUUUCAGCUAUUGAAAUUUUACUUGCAAAACAUCGUACACACAAUGAACAAGUACUAAAUGGUAUUGCAAGAAGUAUCUAUUAUAGAUAUUUAAACGAAACAGUAUUACCAUCUUAUUUCAUUAAAACAAGUGUUUUAUGGAUGUGUGAAACAAUGGACCUCAACGAUUCACAGGAAACACCACUACUUCUUGCUCAAAAAUGGAUUAAAUAUGUCGUCAAUAAAUUGAAUUCUGGUGAAUGUGCGCACUAUUUUAUUGAUAAUUUCAAUAUUUUUGGAUCACAUACGCCUGAAACUUUGGAAAAAGCUAAACAUAUUCUUCUCAACGAAGUAAAACUCGAUGAAAUAAUCGAAACACAUAUGUAUACGGCUCAAAAUCAACAACAACAUUUUGAUACAUUCAAUUCUAAUAGAAAAAAUUAUAUAUAUGGUUUGAAAGUAAAGGACGUUUUACCUCUGAUCCACGAUUAUCGUACAUUGAAAGAAGAUUGGAUUGGACUACGCACAAACAUUCAACACCCAAAUAAAGAAAUAAGCGAAGCACUUGAUAUCUUGUGUACCUUAAGAAUGUUUGAUGGCGAAAAAAUGGAAAACUGGAAAACAUUUCGAGAAUUAUUUUUGAAUCACAAUGACUCUUCUGAAUAUGCUGAACCUAUUUGGGAUGAUGAUGUUGUAGAAGAUGAAGAUCCCGCAGAGUUUUGUUCAGUGUUGAGCAUGAUUGGUGCAGUUUUACAUAUGAUACAACAGAAUAUCGAUGAUCCACCAAAUUUUCUUACACAAAAUGUCCAGAAAGAUGAUGUUGAUGUUAAAAAUUAUCAAAACGUCUUUCAGCCGAUACCAUGGCUUGACUUAAUGCGUGCAACCAGAUCAAUUACACUAGAUCCAUCAGUAUCAUCAUUUAGCCGUCGAACCGUAAUCGAUGAGCAUCCAAAAGGCCCUAAUGAGGUUGAUAACCAACUCACACACAUGGAACAUUUUAGUAUUAUAGAUGUAUGUCAGAUCGCACUCGAUAAAGACAUGACACUUGGUGAAGUAGAAAAUUAUUAUAAAGGCUAUACAAAUGAAGAAAUCUUCGCACUGGCACGGGCUCUUCACCUCAUGAUCACGCGUCAAUUAGUUUCUAUUGGUAGUUUGUCAUCAUUAUUACAAGUAGAUGCAACGUUUAAGGUAAAUUGGAAUGAACUAUCAUUAUUAGUCUUUGGUAGUAGUGAUUCCAAUCGCCAUUUCCACCCUUAUGGUGUUGCUCUGAUCUCAACUGAUGAAGCAGCUGAUUCGUAUAUGCAUGUGUUUCAAACACUCAAACAAGUCGUUCAGUCGGUAACUGGUAUUGUCUUCAACGUGGCUUAUUUGUUGGGUGAUGGUGCGAAAGGUAUUACUGCUGCUCAACAGCAUGAAUUUCCUACAGCCAAGCGUCUGAUGUGUUGGGCGCAUACAUUACGCAAAUGCAGAGAACAUCGGAAGAUGGUUCCCAGUGAUAAAUGA
Didymodactylos carnosus is the source of this 1680-nucleotide messenger RNA. The record is from the annotation of a GenBank genome assembly. Lineage: Eukaryota; Metazoa; Rotifera; Eurotatoria; Philodinida; Philodinidae.